Dibothriocephalus latus is the source of this 750-nucleotide messenger RNA. The record is from the annotation of a GenBank genome assembly. Lineage: Eukaryota; Metazoa; Platyhelminthes; Cestoda; Diphyllobothriidea; Diphyllobothriidae.
AUGAGAGGUGUUGUCAAACCGGCUAUCGAUGAUUCGGCCUUCGAGACUUUGAAAAGGGAGUACAGCGAUGUCGUCAGGGAAUUAAUUAACAACCCUGAACUGACGAAAUUUCGCGAAGAAUAUGAAAAGAUUAUGCGAGCUCUGGAAAAAUCGCAUGAAAGCGAGAAGAGGUUAAUGAGAAAGUGUCGAGAGCUGAAGGCUGACAUCGUUUCCAACAAAGUCAAGGUAACCCAGGCGGAGCAACUUACGAGUGAAGAUCCCACCAACAUGAUCGCGCUCAAGAAAGAACUCGAAAAGGCAUGGGCCCUAGUUUCAAUUGCUAAUGAAAAAGAAUGUAAGGCGAGGGACAGAAUCAAAGUUUUAAAAGAAGAAAUCGCUACGCUUGGAAAGAUUAUUGAAACGGGGUCUGGCGGUGUCGUCGGCGCCGAUACGCUUAACGAGUUGACAAAGGCGAAGGAGAAGCUAACCAAGGAGGCAGCCGAUCAAGCGAUCGAGAAUGUAAAACUAAAAAAGGAGCUUGAAGCUACUAAAGUCCAGAUCGCUAAUCUUCAGGGCGACAUACUCACCGCUCAAUCAAAAAUUACUGAACUAAGCCAAGACAUUCAGGUACUUUUAAUGCUGUUUUUAAUCCCUCAUAUUCAUUUCGUUGUAACGCGCAGUAUGCCUCAUUUCUGGUGUACGAAUGUGUUUUAUAAUUCAGUUCUCCCAUUAAUAAACUCGGUUGAACCGUCGAUGCUUAUUUUCAGAUAA